AUGUGGAAUCCAGUAUUUAGAAAAUCUUUUAGCUUGAAUAAUAGUGUCGUUUAUCACAUUUUACGACGAAAAUAUUCAGAUCAAAAAAAUAUUGUUUUAAUAAAUGAUGUUAAUGAUGUUCGAAAAAUAGUUUUAAACAGUCCCAAAACUCGCAACUCAUUAUCUAUGGAAAUGAUGGAUAAUAUAAUGCAGGGUAUUAAAAGCAUUAAUAAUUUACCAAUUAGAUGUAUUGAAAUAUCUUCCAGUGGACCAGUUUUUUCAUCAGGGCAUAAUUUAAAAGACUUGGCAAGUGGAAAUGAAAAUCUUUACUUAGAUACCUUUUCAAAGUGUGCUGAUUUGAUGUUGUCCAUUAUAGAGGCUCCUGUACCUGUUUUGGCCAAAGUAAAUGGAAUAGCAGCUGCUGCAGGAUGUCAAUUGGUUGCCACAUGCGAUAUUGUCGUAGCAUCUGACAAAAGUACAUUUUCCACUCCAGGUGCAAAUUUUGGUAUAUUUUGUUCUACUCCUGGAAUAGCUUUGAGUCGUUGCGUAAAUAGGAAAGCAGCUGCAUUGAUGUUGUUAACCGGUUUGCCAGUAACUGCUGAAGAAGGUUUGAGAAUGGGUUUGGUAUCGAAAGUUUGUAAGGAAAAUGAAUUAGAUGAAGAAGUUGAUGCGAUAGUUAAUGCUAUCAAAUCUAAAAGUAAAGCAGUUAUCGAAUUAGGAAAAAAAUUCUUUUACACUCAUUUAGAGAAAGAUAUUUAUUCUGCAUAUAAAUUAGGAGCUCAAGUUAUGACAGAUAAUUUGAAAUUAGUCGAUGGACAAGAAGGACUUGAAAGUUUUGUACAAAAAAGGUCUCCAAAAUGGAUAAAUAAUUUUACAAUGAGUGAUAAAUUCAAAUGA
Messenger RNA from Pediculus humanus corporis (human body louse), 876 nucleotides. RefSeq names its product enoyl-CoA hydratase, putative. Gene Ontology annotation, cellular component: mitochondrion. The coding region runs from base 1 to 876 and encodes 291 amino acids. Gene Ontology annotation, molecular function: hydro-lyase activity. The transcript is spliced from 7 exons. The record is from RefSeq and is a predicted model, not a curated record. NCBI's taxonomy places the organism in Eukaryota, Metazoa, Arthropoda, Insecta, Psocodea, Pediculidae.